AUCUAUGUUAUGGCACAACCUUCAAUAUUAUUUAGUUUAACUUUAAUAUUUUUAAUAUCAAUCAAAUCUUGUGAUGCCAAAUAUCGAACUAGUUUCUUCAAAACACCAAACUGCUCAAUUUAUCCAGAUGCAGAAAAAUGUGAACUCAAUAAGACAUGGACACAAGAGCAAGUUUGCGACUACGUGAACUGUAAUGACAAUGCUUGUGAAGGAGGUGGUUACCUUUUAUGGACACAAUAUGUUGAAUGUGCUUCAAGUACUUUUUCACGGGUUAUACUUAUCAUAGUUGGUGUCAUCUACAUGUUGGUGUUAUUCAUAAUGGUUAGCUCAGCAGCUGAUGACUUUUUCUCUCCUUCUAUUUCAUCAAUUGUCGCUCAUCUUAGAAUCAGUGAAUCUGUUGCGGGUGUAACCUUCAUGGCAUUCGGAAAUGGAGCUCCAGAUGUAUUUGGCUCAAUAGCUUCUGUAUUAAGUAGUCCAACUCCAAAAGCAGAUCUUGCACUUGGAGAAUUAUUUGGAGGAGGUCUUUUUGUAACAACAAUGGUCGUUUCAACAAUUAUUCUAACUUCUCCAUUUGAUGUUGAAGUAUUUAGUACAAUACGGGAUCUUUUAUUUUAUUUAGUUGCACUCUCUUUUCUGGCUUUUUGUUUUGUUUUUUACAAUCGGGUUACGCUUUGGAUGCCGUUGACAUUUCUUGGAUUAUAUUUGCUCUAUGUUAUCACUGUGAUCGGAGCCCAAGCUGUACACAAUCGAAAAAGAAAAGCUCUUCAGAAACAGAAUAGUACAAAGAGCCGAAAAAGUAUAAAAAGUCUACGGAGCCGGAAAAGUAUUCAUAGUGUUGCUCCGAUGCCAGUCAUUCCAGAAAUAGAGGUCCACGACCAAGAAGCUCCAUUCCCUGAAAUCUCAGUUGUUACUGGUGCAAUCGAUAAGCUGAAAGAGCACAUGGCAGAGAAAGCGCAGACAACUCGGCGGUACACGAAAAGAGCAUCUUUUAUGGUUAAUGGAGAUGGAAAUCUGAAUGGUUUACAUCCAUACGCCACACACAAUCAUUUGGGUAUUUCGAGACGAGAAAGCGAGUUAUCAGACGAAGAUGAAGAAUUCGUCGUUAUUCAUGGACAUGUAUUUCAAGGACAUGAAGCUAGGAGUAGAGCUGCAAGUCUUGUACCGGAGCCAAUGCAAAUCAAGAGUUGGCGUUCAAAAGACAUUCUGAAAGAUCUCGCAGAACAUUUGGAUCCUCGUCCAGAGGCUGAGGAUUGGGAGGAGAUGAAUAUAUUCUCGAAAGUAAUGGCGUAUAUUAAUGUUGUUCCAAAUCUGCUCUUCAAGUUGACGAUCCCUUUAAACGAAAUGAGUUGGUCAAAACCAUUAACAUUACUUCAUGCUUUCACUUGUCCAGCUUUUCUAUUAUUCUCAAUACAAUUUUUCCUCGAAACUCCAUUUUCUGGAAGUCCUGGUCUCUGGGUAUACGGUUUGGCAGUUUCAAUUGUACUUGCUAUUCUUAUUAUGGUUUUUACUGAAUUGAGUGUUCAACCGAAAUACUAUAAAGAAAUCUACUCAUAUUCUGGAUUCAUUAUGUCAAUUGCAUGGAUUUAUUUAAUUUCUUCGGAAGUUGUAAAUGUUGUAACAAUGCUUGGAGUUGUUUCAAGAGUAUCACAUGAAGUACUUGGUCUAACAAUUCUUGCAUGGAGUAAUAGUAUUGGAGACUUGAUUGCUGAUGUUUCAGUUGUUAAACAAGGUUAUCCGAGAAUGGCUAUGGCUGCAGCUAUUGGAGGUCCUUUAUUUAAUCUUUUGAUGGGAUUUGGAUUGCCAUUCACAAUUGCUAAAUUACAAGGGAAAUAUAUUUCAAUGACAAUUAAUCCAACCUAUCGCCUUCUUAUCCUUUUCUUGGCGAUUUCUCUACUUGCCACGUUGAUAGGAAUCCCAGUUCAAAAAUUCCGUCUUCAACGUCCACAUGCGGCAGUUUUAAUAUCAAUUUACAUUGCAUUUAUUGUAUUUGUAAUUCUUUCGGAAACCGGAGUUCUUGUAUGGAAUUGAAAGAUUUUAAAUUUAGGAACUUGAUUUAUUGUACAGUUUUGUAAGCCAUCUCUUUUUCGGUGCCAGAUUGUAUUUUUCAGAUUUUUUUGUAUUUUAUGAUUUCUGUUUUGGAAACGGGUUCACUGUUCAUGUUUUGAUAAUUUUGAUGUAGUUAAUAAAUAUUAUAGUUUA
Caenorhabditis elegans is the source of this 2199-nucleotide messenger RNA. RefSeq names its product Putative sodium/calcium exchanger 7 (gene ncx-7). Gene Ontology annotation, cellular component: membrane. Lineage: Eukaryota; Metazoa; Nematoda; Chromadorea; Rhabditida; Rhabditidae. The record is from RefSeq and is marked reviewed. Gene Ontology annotation, biological process: transmembrane transport; sodium ion transmembrane transport.